AUGACGAACAGAAACAAGUACGAAUCUAUGGAGUCAUAUCCCAUUGAUGAUUAUCAUAUGCCUCUACUCAACAUUUCAUUAGAUACAAUUACAGAAAGCCUAGGGUUUGAGAGCUUCAAUGAGAAAUCAAAAUGCAGUUUCAACGAAUUAGCUGAACGAAGAUCAAAUACAAAAUGUACUAGUUCAGUAGCAGUUAGAGAUUUCCCGCCACUUUUAUCAAGUUUGUUUGAGAACGGACGGCCAAGAUUUGAUCUAGAAAAAGUGCGGGAAAAUGGACGGCUGCAGAUUUCAAGGGUGAAAAAUAAUCGCCCGGAGGUUAUUGUUGAACGUAUACAUCCAGGUGAAGAAAGUGUGAGAAUAAAGUUUAUCGAUGGAAAAAAAGAUUCGUCUUCUUCUGGUACGGAGGAAUUUUGA
Molecule: messenger RNA, 414 nt
Organism: Solanum verrucosum
Lineage: Eukaryota; Viridiplantae; Streptophyta; Magnoliopsida; Solanales; Solanaceae
Exons: 1
Coding region: 1-414 (137 amino acids)
Source: RefSeq, a predicted model, not a curated record